AAAAAAAAUUAUUCAUCUGACAGCAAGAGCAAGCAAAAAAAAUUGCAAUCGGUUUCCUUGUCGAUUUUAUACGGAUUUUCUUCUCUCUCAACCAAAAAAGAGUUUUGGUAUUUUUCUCCUCAACACCAAAGCAAAAAAAACCCAAAAAAAACCUUUUUGAAAAAUUAAUAUUCUUCAACUUUUCUACAUUACAUUUUACAACACCAUAAAAGUGUUUAAAAUUGAGUUUAUAUCAAUUUCAAAAGAGUUUCCCCAUUUUUUUUUACACACCACACAUAUCUCGGACCAAAUGUUCUAUAGAUUUUUUCACUAAACUCUCAUCGCUUCGAUCCGAAUGGAGUCGUCACCAGAAAUUAUGGUUUUACAAGCCCUCAAAGCGGCCACCGAUCAAAAUGUCGAUUUGGUUAAAAAAGCUGAACAAAAACUAAACGAAUGGGAACAACAGCCGGGCUUCUUUCCAACUCUCAUGAGAAUCCUCCAAAAUCAGCAAUUCGAUGUAAAUGUUCGUUGGAUGGCCACAGUUUAUCUAAAAAACGGUGUCAAUCGGUAUUGGAGGAAAGGUAUUAAAAAUGAAUUGCCAUCUGCUGAUAAGUCGGAAAUUCGUCACAGUUUGUUGGAGAAUUUUUCCGAACCAAUUCCGCAAGUUGCUUCACAGAUUGCUGUGUUAAUAGCAAAAAUUGCAAGGAUAGAUUAUCCAAGGGAGUGGCCAGAAUUGGUGCCGGUUUUAUUGAAAAAUAUCCAAACUACAGAUAGUCUGCAACAGCAGAGAGUUUUGUUGAUAUUCCAUCAUGUUAUCAAAGCUCUAAUGUCGCGAAGAAUAAUGAGCGAGAGGAAAAUGUUUGAAGAAUUGACAGCGAAUAUUUACGAAUAUAUUUACGACCUGUGGGAUGGAUUUACAAAUUUGUUUAUUCAUAGUUUGGAGAGUUCACAGCCGGAGGUGGCAUUUGUUCAUAUGGAAAAGGCUUUGUUAACUUUGCGCACAUUGAGGAAGUUGACUAUAUCGGGAUAUUCAAAGCCACAGUUGUCACAAAGAUGCAUGCAAUUUCUUCAGAUUAUCUUUGGACGACUAAAACAAUGUCUAGAAUGGCGUUAUCAGCUUCAACGCCUCAAUGCAGCCGAUAAGCUAAUUGAACUGCUGGAAAAGUUCAUCCUAAAACAAAUUAAAACUCUCAAUGAGUUUCUAGAACAUCAUCCGAUGGCAUUUGUUCGCUUCGUUUCCCCAGCCCUAGAAUUCUCAUUCAACUAUGUUUUCCACGAAGGUACUGUACUAGUGUUUGACGAUGGCAAUGUCGUCAACUUUCCUCAAUUCACUAUUCACUGCAUUAAUCUGAUGAAAGGAAUUUUACUAUCCAACUUGUACAGUGACAAGUCCAAAGAAAGUCUACCCACAGAAGAGAGUCCAGUGCCUUUGUCGGAGUUUUUUACUUCCGAGCGAAUUUGUUAUAUAUGCGAAAAAAUAGUCACUCAUUAUUUCCUCUUAACCCAAGCUGAAUUAGAGCUCUGGGUAGAAGAUGCAGAAUCAUUCUCACAAGAUGAUGCCGGUGGCGAUAGUUGGAAAUACUCUUUACGACCCUCUGUCGAAAGACUCUUCCUCACUGUAAUGAAUAAAUUCCGCACAGACAUGACAACUGAGACACUAAAAUACAUAAGAAAAGCUCAACAAAUCAAUUUGACUCCUCAAUCAGAUCUUGAAGAUAUUCUACUUAAAGAUGCCAUCUAUAAUGCAGCUGGACUUGCUUCAUUUAAUCUCUUCGAUGAGAUCGAUUUUGACAUGUGGUUCACAAAUCAGCUCCUAGCCGAGAUCAAAAUCGAUUCAGACAAUUUUAGAAUUCUUAGGCGAAGAGCUAUAUGGUUAACAGCACAAUGGGCCGCAGUUAAAUUCUCUCGUGAUCUAAGACCUGUUGCUUAUGAAGCAUGUCUGCAUCUACUUAGACCAGCCGAAGAUAUGUCCAUUCGUUUGGAAUCCUCAAAAACACUUGCAGCUCUAAUCAAUAGUUUCGAAUUCGAACCGGAUCCUUUUCAUCCCUAUCUCGAGCAAACGUUCUCCGCUCUAUUUGUCCUACUUACGGAGUCCAAGGAAUGUGAUACCAAAAUGAAUGUUCUUUCGAUCAUCACAGGAAUCGUGGAGAAAAUGAGCGAUCAUGUUCAAUCGCAGGCCGAUAACCUCAUUGCAUACCUUCCGAUCCUGUGGAAAGACAGUGAGGAUCAUAAUUUAUUAAGGUGUUCUAUAAUUUGCACCCUUCAACAGAUUAUCAAAGCUCUCCACGAAACUCCUGAACCAAUGAAACCUUUCCUAUAUGUCGUAAUUGGAUUGAGUACCGAUAUCAAAGAACCUUCACAUAUCUAUCUCAUGGAGGAGGGACUCGCUCUAUGGUUAUCGGUGAUGGAAAAUAGCACAGUCAUUACUCCACAGCUUUUAGAUAUCUGCAAGAAUUUGCUUCCUAUAAUCGAAGGAUCGUCGGAGAACUUCCGAACGAUAUUGUUCAUCAUACAAGCUUAUAUACUCCUAUGUCCGCGUGCAUUCCUAGAGCGCUUUGGCAAGCAAUUUGUCGAUUUGUGUUCACGUAUGUUGGAUGAUAUUCGACCCGAAGGCAUUGUUGUCAUAAUGAAGGUAUUCGAGACAAUGUUGAAAGCAGAUUCAGCAUAUGGUUUGGACAUCCUCGAACCAGUUCUUCCACAUAUUUUCCGAGAAAUCUACGACAAUAAGGAAUUCCCAAUGGUUAUGAGCAGUUACCUGACGAUAGUGGGUCGAGUUUUGAUCAUCAAUCAGAGUGUGUUCUCUGAUGUUAUACUGAAACUCAGUCUACCGAAUGCUUUGGAAACUAUAAUUGACGUCUGGAACGCUAAAAUGCCACUAGUCUCCGAAUUGGAAAAAAGAAAACUCCUCAGCCUUGCACUAGCAUCUUUAUUUACCGUGAAUAAUGUAGCCAUACAUGAACGCUUUCCAGCUUCAAUGCAGAGUAUCUCAGAAGUUUUGUCCGAUGUUAUGAAAGAAGAGGAUACAAAGAGCGAAGGAGGUCGCACUUACUAUGAUUGUUUAGUAUUUCAAGAUGAAAAUGAUUUGGAUAUAGCUAAUAAUGAUGGCAGUGGGUUUGGGGCAUUUUUGGGAGGAAUUAAUGAUUGUGAAAAUCAAGCACACCAUUACGAUCGUUGUCGUCAGCUAUCGCUUAAGGAUCCCGUCCAUACAAUAGUUCUGAAGGACUAUGUGGGAUAUCAGUUGAAUAGUAUGCGUUCGCAAAUAGGUGAAAUGGGUUAUCAAUAUUUAAUGAAUACAGUUUAUGAGGGAGUGCUUUCAAAUAUGAGCGACUAUUUGGAUCUAUCGAUUAUACCUAAGGCUGUAACUAAUUAAAACAAAAAAUAAAAAUAAAAAUAAAAUAAAACAUUUUAUUAUAUAUAAACACAAAAACAAUUACAAAAUAAUGUGCAUAUACAGAACUUUGUUUUUAUGUUAUUUAUACUUAUAUAUAUUUUUAAUAAUUAAUAUUAAAUAAACUGAUAAACUGAUUGUAUGCGAUGUAUGAGCAGGAAGGAAUUUCUUAAUAAAAAUGACUCGUUGAACACCAA
Molecule: messenger RNA, 3564 nt
Organism: Episyrphus balteatus (marmalade hoverfly)
Lineage: Eukaryota; Metazoa; Arthropoda; Insecta; Diptera; Syrphidae
Gene: Impbeta11
Product: importin-11
Exons: 3
Coding region: 335-3349 (1004 amino acids)
Biological process (GO): protein import into nucleus
Cellular component (GO): nuclear envelope; cytosol
Molecular function (GO): small GTPase binding
Source: RefSeq, a predicted model, not a curated record